Onthophagus taurus is the source of this 892-nucleotide messenger RNA. RefSeq names its product chymotrypsin-2-like. Gene Ontology annotation, biological process: proteolysis. The record is from RefSeq and is a predicted model, not a curated record. Gene Ontology annotation, molecular function: serine-type endopeptidase activity. NCBI's taxonomy places the organism in Eukaryota, Metazoa, Arthropoda, Insecta, Coleoptera, Scarabaeidae.
CAAAGAAAAGUUUGGGUAUAAAAACCGUGGUUAAACUGCGGUUUGCAUCACUUUCUUCUAAUAAUCGCAAGAUGAAGGUAUUCGUUGUACUCGCAGCUUUCGUGGCGUGCAUUGCCGCUACUCCCAUGGUCAGAAUUGACCCAGAAGAUGACUGGAGAGUAGUUGGUGGUUCAACCGCCAGCGGUGGUCAAUUCCCUUUCAUCGUUUCCCAAAGGAGUGGUUCCACCACCAGUCACAUGUGCGGUGGUUCCAUUCUUAACAACAGAUGGAUUCUUUCUGCUGCUCACUGUCUUACUGGAUCUGGAACCAUCACUUUCGUAGCGGGAUCUAACCAACUCCUUUCUGGAGGAACCAGAUUUUCCGUCAGCAGACGUAUCUUGCACGCUAACUACAACCCAAGCACCAUCGCCAACGAUGUCGCUGUUGUCCAAGUAGGCAGCAACAUUGGAUUCACCACUGCUAUUCAACCAGUCUCUUUGACAACUUCCGCCGUUGGUGGAAACGUUGCCGUCACCCUUGCCGGUUGGGGUCGUUUGUCCCAAGGUGGUUCCAUCCCAAAUAACUUGCAAUUCUUGCACAAAUCGACCAUCACCAACGCCGUUUGCCAAUCUCGUGUCAGCCCCAACCCAAUCUUCGCUAGCAGUCUUUGCACCACCACCCCAUCCGGACAAGGAGCUUGCCAUGGUGACUCCGGUGGCCCAUUGGUUCUCCGUAACACUCGCACCCAAGCCGGUAUUGUCUCCUGGGGUAUCCCAUGCGCACGUGGAUUCCCUGAUGUCUACGCUAGAGUAUCAUCCUUCAUUGCCUGGAUCAACAAUGCCAUCAGUUCUUAAAUUUUUGAAUGUAGUGGUACUGUAUGUUUUGAUUUUUGUAAAAAUGAAAAAUAAAGUAA